AAGCAUCAUUCUCAUAAACUGUUCUCUUCUUUUCUCGGUACUUGUUCUCUGAGUUUUGUUUUUUUCUCUGGAGAGUGAGUUUGUUCAUUGGAGUUGGGGUUUAAGUAUGUCUCAAAGUGGCUUUUUGGGUAAGAGCACGGUAGGGUCGAUGGUUAAUGGUAAGGCGCCAAAGAGGAGGAUCAAGCUCUCCCCCUUUGACAAUUCUGCUCUGAUUGCGGGAUACUCGAAGACUCUUAUGGCCGGUGUAUGAAUCCAAGCAAGCAAGAGAUGAAGACUUUGCUCUUUAUGCUACCGCGUAUUUGGCAGCUUGAAGGAAGAGUGGCGGGAGCAGAUUUGGGACUUGGCCGGUUUCAGUUUGAUUUUGAGGCUGAGGAGGAUAUUGUGGAGGUGUUGAAGAUGGAGCCGCUGCAUUUUGAUCACUGGGUGGUCUCUCUAGUGCGUUGGGCGCCCUUGGUGGAUCCUAACUACCCUUCUACAAUAACGUUUUGGAUUCGUGUUCUUGGCGUCCCAAUAGAAUACUGGGCUGACCAAACAUUUCGGGAGAUAGGGGAAGACUUGGGCAAAGUGGAAGCGGUUGAUAUUGUUGGUGGGCGGAUUCAAGUAACAGUUGAUGGUUUCAAACCUCUUUGUUUUGAAACAGAGAUUGAGUUCGGCAAUGGGGAGGAGACUGUCAUGUUUUUUCAAUACGAAAGGUUGUUUGGUUUCUGUGAACUUUGCUUCAGCUUGUGUCACGAUAAAUCGGUCUGCGCCCUUAAUCCGGUCACAGGUUCCGGGAAACAGCUUUUAGUGGCGGAGGUGAUUACGGACAGCCUUGUUCAAAGCUACAGAGGAGCAGUUUCUCAGGUUGCAAGACAUGAACUAAAUCAAGGGGGCAAGGUUUCACAUGGGUCUAAAGGUAAGUCUAGUAUGGAAGCUGGAAAUGAUGUUAAAAAUCAGAAUCUGUCUGGUAAUAACAAGGGUGCGUUGGUUCCUCAACCUCGUCAGUUUGCAAGUUACAUUCAAUUUAAUGAGCAUCGUUUUUCAAAAGCUGGUGGGUAUGGAAGUAAGAGGCUGCAGACUCAGGGGAUGGGCAAGACACUGUCAGAAUCACAGGGACAAUCAUCCAAAGCUGCGGUGUUUUUUCAACCGAAACAAGUCCGAAAAGCUUUGUUUUCUUCACAGGAGACACAUGGUGAUGAUGCUGCGGGGACUGCUAUGGAAGUCGGGCUGGAGGAAGACUCAGGGAAGGGUAAAGAGAUUGGUUUGAAUUCGGUGGAGGUUGCGGGCCCAGCUUCUGUGGAGAAUUCAGUCACUGUGACAGAAAGUUCUUUGCCUCUAAAGAGCGGGGCUGGUUUAAUUGAAGACGGUGAUGCUGAGUUUCAAAAGGAGGUAAGCACACUUAUGUCUACUGAUGAGGUUGACGGGGAUGAUCUCAUGGAUGGUACGGUUUUAGUCUCGUCUUCUUGUCCGCUUGAUCAGUCCCAUGAUUACACAAUGGAGGACACGACUAGUGAGCAGAUGGCCGAUGAUGACGAUGUGGAGGAGUCGGAUCAUUCUGAUAUGGUGGCAGCAAAAGCUGAAGCUACGGAGGCAGAUACAGAGCGGUCUCAAAAACAGAAAGGUCCACUCCUGCUUAAGGGGGUUAGCUCUAAAAAGCGGAAUGUUCAACUUUUCACAUCACCUAGGAAGAGGAAUGCUGCAAAGGGCGGUGACCAAGGAAAGGAAGGCAAUAACCCGACGUCCCAUGGCACGGUGAAGGGAGUACCUGGUGGGGGAAAACCACCAAAACCGAAGGUUGAUAAAUGAAAGUCUUAAGCUGGAAUUGUCAAGGUCUUG
This is a messenger RNA of Arabidopsis arenosa, 1815 nucleotides long. The record is from the annotation of a GenBank genome assembly. Lineage: Eukaryota; Viridiplantae; Streptophyta; Magnoliopsida; Brassicales; Brassicaceae.